Closterium sp. NIES-65 is the source of this 1323-nucleotide messenger RNA. Lineage: Eukaryota; Viridiplantae; Streptophyta; Zygnematophyceae; Desmidiales; Closteriaceae. The record is from the annotation of a GenBank genome assembly.
AUGACCCCGCCCCAUUCUCCCUCCUUCCAUUACCCCGCCCCAUUCUCCCGCUUUCCAUCACCCCGCCCCAUUCUCCCGCUUUCGAUCACCCCGUCCCAUUCUCCCGCUUUCCAUCACCACGCCCCAUUCUCCAGCUUUCCAUCACCCCGUCCCAUUCUCCCUCUUUCCAUCACCCCGCCCCAUUCUCCCGCUUUCCAUCACCCCGCCCGAUUCUCCCGCUUUUCAUCACCCCGCCCCAUUCUCCCGCUUUCCAUCACCCCGCCCCAUUCUCCCGCUUUCCAUCACCCCGCCCCGUUCUCCCGCUUUCCAUCACCCGCUCCAUUCUCCCGUCUUCCAUCACCCCGCCCCAUUCUCCCGCUUUCCAUCACCCCGCCCCAUUCUCCCGCUUUCCAUCACCCCGCCCCAUUCUCCCGCUUUCCAUCACCCCGUCCCAUUCUCCCGCUUUCCAUCACCCCUCCCCGUUCUCCCUCCUUCCAUCACCCCGCCCCAUUCUCCCGCUUUCCAUCACACCGCCCUAUUCUCACGCUUUCCAUCACCCCGCCCCAUUCUCCUGCUUUCCAUCACCCCGCCCCAUUCUCCCUCCUUCCAUCACCCCGCCCCAUUCUCCCGCUUUCCAUCAACCGCUCCAUUCUCCCGCUUUCCAUCACCCCGCCUCAUUCUCUCGCUUUCCAUCACCCCGCCCCAUUCUUCCGCAUUCCAUCACCCCGCCCCAUUUUCCCGCUUUGCGUCACCCCGCCCUAUUCUCCCGCUUUCCAUCACCCCGCCCCAUUCUCCCGCUUUCCAUCACCCCGCCCCAUUCUCCCGCUUUCCAUCACCCCGUCCCAUUCUCCCGCUUUCCAUCACCCCUCCCCAUUCUCCCUCCUUCCAUCACCCCGCCCCAUUCUCCCGCUUUCCAUCACACCGCCCUAUUCUCACGCUUUCCAUCACCCCGCCCCAUUCUCCUGCUUUCCAUCACCCCGCCCCAUUCUCCCUCCUUCCAUCACCCCGCCCCAUUCUCCCUUCUUCCAUAACCCCGCCCCAUUCUCCCGCUUUCCAUCAGCCCGCCCCAUUCUCCCGCUUUCCAUCACCCCGCCCCAUUCUCCCGCUUUCCCUCACCCCGCCCCAGCCCAAUCUCCCUCCUUCCAUCACCCCACCCCAUUCUCCCUCCUUGCAUCACCCCGCCCCAUUCUCCCGCUUUCCAUCACCCCGCCCCAUUCUCCCGCUUUCCUUCACCCCGCCCCAUUCUCCCGCUUUCCAUCACCCCGCCCCAUUCUCCUGCUUUCCAUCACCCCGCCCCAUUCUCCCUCCUUCCAUCACCCCGCCCCAUUCUCCCUUCUUCCAUAA